Molecule: messenger RNA, 2124 nt
Organism: Pyrus x bretschneideri (Chinese white pear)
Lineage: Eukaryota; Viridiplantae; Streptophyta; Magnoliopsida; Rosales; Rosaceae
Product: pentatricopeptide repeat-containing protein At3g29230
Biological process (GO): RNA modification
Molecular function (GO): protein binding; RNA binding
Source: RefSeq, a predicted model, not a curated record
CUCUCUGAGAUAAAAAAAAAAUCAAGUCCCAGCCACUGCUUCCCACAAACCAUAAUAACCGCCAUGCCUAUUUCACACUGAACGCAAAAAUAUCCCAACUUUCUGCUCCAAUCUCUCUCUCCCGCCAUGCAAAUGUGUGUACCAGUUCGAUCCCCGUCGUGGGUUUCCCGGCGACGGAUCUUAGACCAGAAGCUCUCCGACCUCCACAGAUGUACAAACCUCAGCCACAUCAAGCAAGUCCACGCCCAAAUCCUCAAAGCCGACCUCCACCAGGACAUCCACUCGGCGCCCAAGCUCAUCGCCGCUUUCUCCCUCUGCCGGCAGAUGGCGCUGGCGGUAAACGUUUUCAAUCAGAUUGAUUACCCAAAUGUCCACUUGUACAACACUCUUAUCAGAGCUCACAUUCAGAACUCGCAGACUUCUCAGGCCUUCGCGGCCUUCUUCGAUAUGCAGAUUAAUGGGGUUUAUCCCGAUAAUUUUACUUAUCCAUUUCUUCUGAAAGCUUGUGUGGGCCGUCCGUGGCUGCCGGUAGUUCAAAUGAUUCAUGCCCACAUUGAGAAAUUUGGAUUUGGGUUGGAUAUCUUCGUGCCCAAUUCGCUCAUUGAUACUUAUUCAAAGUGUGGAUUGAUUGGUGUUAGCGAGGCGAAGAAGCUGUUUGUGGUGAUGGAAGAGAGAGAUACUGUGUCUUGGAAUUCAAUGAUUGGGGGGUUGGCAAAAGCUGGGGAGCUGAGUGAUGCACGCCGCUUGUUCGAAGAAAUGCCUGAGAGAGAUUCGGUUAGUUGGAAUACAAUAUUGGAUGGGUAUGUGAAGGCUGGGGAGAUGAAUGAAGCCUUUGAAUUGUUUGAGAAAAUGCCUCAGAGGAAUGUUGUCUCGUGGUCGACUCUGGUUUCGGGUUAUAGCAAAGCUGGGGAUAUGAGUAUGGCAAGAAUGAUGUUUGAUAGGAUGCCCUUCAGGAACUUGGUUCCAUGGACUAUUAUUAUAUCUGGUUAUGCCGAGAAGGGGCUUGCGAAGGAGGCGAUUAUGCUAUAUGAUCAAAUGGAGGAAGCUGGAUUGAAGCCUGAUAAUGGUGCUGUUAUUAGUAUAUUGGCUGCUUGUGCAGAGUCUGGUAUGAUUGGAUUGGGUAGGAAAGUUCAUGCCUCAAUUGAGAGGAAUCAGUUCAAGUGUAGUACUCCUGUCUCGAAUGCUUUGCUUGACAUGUAUGCCAAAUGUGGUGUGUUGGAUGAAGCAUCUAGAGUCUUUGAUGGGAUAGCGAAAAAAGAUUUGGUGUCUUGGAAUGCCAUGCUCCAAGGGUUAGCCAUGCACGGGCAUGGCGAGAAGGCUCUUGAGCUUUUCUCUCGAAUGGUGAAAGCUGGGUUUUUUCCGGAUAAAGUGACCUUCAUUGGGGUCUUAUGUGCUUGUACGCAUGUAGGAUUUGUGGAGGAAGGUCUUCAUGCCUUCAACACGAUGGAGAAGGAGUAUGGGAUUGUACCUGAAGUUGAGCAUUAUGGUUGCAUGAUUGACCUUUUGGGUCGUGGUGGGCGUCUCCUGGAGGCUUUUAGGCUUGUGCAUAGCAUGCCAAUGGAACCGAAUGCUGUUAUAUGGGGUACCCUUUUGGGGGCAUGUCGGAUGCAUAAUGAUCGGGAACUCGCAGAGGAGGUGCUUAAUCACCUAGUUAAGUUAGACCCGUCUGAACCGGGAAACUUUUCCAUGUUGUCAAAUAUCUAUGCUGCAGCUGGUGACUGGGCAAAUGUUGCCAAUGUAAGGAUGCAAAUGAGGAGCACCGGAGUCCAAAAACCUUCCGGGGCUAGUUCCAUCGAGGUGGACGACGAGGUCCAUGAAUUUACAGUUUUCGAUAAAUUACACCCUAAAUCCGACGAAGUGUAUGGGAUGAUUGACAGACUUCGUAUCGACUUCAAGCAAUUGAAUCUGUCAUCGCGGAGUAUUAGCAAUGUAAUAGGUGGAUAAAUUGUGAAAGAGGCAUUUAUGUGGUGAGCAUCAGCAUGACUUAAACUUGGCCAGAAGCACUUCUGCAAGCCUCCUAAUAGGAAAUUUUCCAAGGAAAAACUUCUCUCCAGUGUUCGUAGAUUAUAAACUUGUAUACUUGUUGAUAAAUAGAAGGGGAUCAAUCGUUUAAUUUGUUGCUUA